GGCUCUGCACAUUGUACAUCUGCUCCUGCAGCUCGCAAACAGAGGCAGUGCAGGAAAGGAGGUCCAAUCAAGACUUGCCUACGUGCAGCAAUUCUACUCUUCAGAAAUGUAAAUACAUCACAAAAAAAUAAGAGGAUCCAGUCAGUUUGUCCUUCCCCAGUUAUGUGCUCAGAAUAAGAAGAUGACAUACUGGAUUUGAACGUUCUUCAUGCCAAUGACAUGCUGAUGUUGCACAUAGUCUGGUGUAACUGCAAGCCACAAGUCAGACAGACAGUGUGCUAACUCACUGCCUUAAUAGACUGCAAGAAUUCUCCUUACUCAUUUUCACAACCUUUUUUUUGCAGUAAAUAGUGACGACCAAUGGUGCUGUUAACACAAAGGACCUGCUAAAUGCCAAUAGGAGUGUUCGGAAUAAAAUAUUACUCUUUCUUAAAAAAAAGACCUGUCUUUUUGGCAUUUUCUACUUGGAACUGAUACCUGGGCAUCAGAAAGUCUCUGGCAAGAGAGCCACAGUGAUUUACACAGAGGAGAGAUUCAAGUUUCUGAUAACAGUUACUCUGGUGAGAUGCUACACUUCACACAAGCAUUUUGUCCACUUAACGAGCAAAGACAAGGAAGUUGAGAGUGAGGACGACACUACUGGCUACAGCAAUCUGAGGUCAUACACCUAUAAACACCAUGAAGAAACUGACUCUUAUAGUCUUGUUUACACUGGUCAAGUUGGCAUUCAGUGUUGACAAAGUGGAGGAAUUUCAGGCUAAUGAGGAAAACAAUGAGCAGGAGUUCAUUUACACAAACAGACACAAACGUGCCACAGUGACGAUGGAAAACAAGUGCUCAUAUACCUUCAUUGUGCCGCAGCAGAAGGUUACAGGCGCAAUUUGUGUGAACUCAAAACCCGAAUCGGUGGUAGAGAGCAGGGUCAAUAAACAGGAGCUGGAGAUGCUUAACAAUGAACUGCUGAAACAGAAAAGACAGAUUGAGAGUUUGCAGCAGCUUGUCGAGGUAGACGGUGGGGUUGUUAAUGAAGUGAAGCUUCUGCGGAAGGAGAGCCGGAACAUGAACUCUCGAGUCACACAGCUGUACAUGCAGCUCCUGCACGAGAUCAUACGUAAGCGGGACAACGCACUGGAAGUCUCCCAUCUCGAGAACAAGAUUCUUAACCAGACGGCAGAGAUGAUGCAGCUUUCCAAUCGCUAUAGGGACCUGGAGCACAAGUAUCAGCACUUGGCAUCGCUGGCAAAUAACCAGACCUAUCUCAUUGCACAGCUGGAGGCAAGGUGCCAGCUGCUGCCAGCUGCUAAACCCAUGCAGCCACCACCCCCGAAACGCAAAAUCAACCUCAUUACAACCAAUGAGAUCCAACGAGAUCAGAACCAUCAGGACAGACGCCAACUGGCACUAAACCUACUGCCAACCAUGCCUGCUGUUCCUUCUAACAUGCCCUCUGCAAAUACACCUUCUGGGCCGUGGAAAGAUUGUUUAGAAGCCUCAGAAGCUGGCAAUGAAGCCACUGGUAUCUACUUGCUGAAACCUGAAAACACAAACCGCCUCAUGCAGGUCUGGUGUGACCAAACGCACGAUCCUGGCGGUUGGACAGUCAUCCAGAGACGACAGGACGGAUCAGUGAAUUUCUUCCGUAACUGGGAGACCUACAAGCAAGGGUUCGGAAACAUCGAUGGGGAGUAUUGGCUUGGUCUGGAAAACAUUUACUGGUUGACAAACCAAGGGAAUUACAAGCUGUCAAUUACCAUGGAGGACUGGCAGGGACGGAAGGUGUUUGCUGAAUAUGCCAGCUUCAGACUGGAGUCCGAGGCUGACAAUUACAAGCUUCGGUUGGGACGUUACCAUGGAAACGCUGGCGAUUCCUUUACUUGGCACAAUGGAAAACAGUUUACUACACUGGACAGAGACCGUGAUGCAUACACAGGUAACUGUGCGCACUAUCAGAAAGGUGGCUGGUGGUAUAACGCCUGUGCACAUUCAAACCUCAAUGGUGUAUGGUACCGUGGUGGACAUUAUCGCAGCAAGUACCAGGAUGGAGUGUACUGGGCAGAGUUCAGAGGGGGUGCUUACUCCCUGAAGUCUGUUACUAUGAUGAUUAGACCCAAUCCCAACACUUUCCAUUGAAAAAGAACACGGUGUCUUAGAACUCACUGAAGUAGAAAUGGACAACAGCACUCAGUAUAAUGAAAUCAGCCUUACAAUUAACAUAUGUACCAAGCUGUGCUUAUUCUUCGAGAUGAAAAGAAAAAUACUUCCAUGUAUUUAUUUCCUACAAAAAAGUACAAAUUUGUAAUGUCCUGUAUACAAACAUUUUUCUCAUGUAACAUCAAUUUUCUGGUGAAAAUGCUGAGUUCACAGUAUUUGUGCUUACAGUCUUAAAAUAUAGUAUUGUAAUAAAAUGCCAAUGUGUUUGGGAGGAUAUAUUCAAUCCAAAAAUGUGCAUUGAAAAAGCAAUCUGGUAAAUUCCUCCGAUACAGCAAAUUGCAAGGCCAAUGUAAGAUUUUUGUCACACAGCAGGAUUUCAUUUGUUCUGUAACUUUGACGCAGGAACGGGGUUCUGGUGAAUCUAUGGGUACAUGUUGUACUCUGGAAGCUUGGCUCUGAACUUCCACAGAUUAAUAUUUCUCUAAAAAUUGUCAAAUCAAGAAUGCGUGCUAAACGCUUCUAAAUUUUUAAACAGGGAUAGAUGUUUUAAACAACAGCAAAAUGGACAUGUGUACCCAAAACAAUCUCUCUCAAAUUCUGUUGAUGACUGCACCUACUAGCCACUCCCAGGCAUUUUGAGUGAAAAUUUUCCAAAAAAACAAAAAUGGGGGAUGGGUAGAGAAGUGGACUAUGAGGUAAACGUACAACUUUAGAGAGCUUUGCAUCUAUUCUCCACUUGCCUGGAUGAGUGCAGCCCCAACAACACUCAAGAAGCUUGACACCAUCCAGGACAAAGCAGCCCACUUGAUUGGCACCAACUCCACAAGC
This is a messenger RNA of Rhincodon typus (whale shark), 2979 nucleotides long. It is a transcript of the gene angptl2b, whose product is annotated as angiopoietin-like 2b. The transcript has 5 exons. The record is from RefSeq and is a predicted model, not a curated record. NCBI's taxonomy places the organism in Eukaryota, Metazoa, Chordata, Chondrichthyes, Orectolobiformes, Rhincodontidae. The coding region runs from base 679 to 2130 and encodes 483 amino acids.